Bursaphelenchus xylophilus (pine wood nematode) is the source of this 3226-nucleotide messenger RNA. NCBI's taxonomy places the organism in Eukaryota, Metazoa, Nematoda, Chromadorea, Rhabditida, Aphelenchoididae. The record is from the annotation of a GenBank genome assembly.
AUGGUAAGGAUUUUUCAAAGUUUUUGAUCUGCUAGAUGGUUGUGGAUGUUUUCUGGGGAAUUUGAACUGUUGCCCACUGAUUUUUUGUUUGAUUUUAGGCGACUAAACGGAUAAAUCAUGAUGAUUAUCCGAUCUCGGGCCCAGAACUUUACUUUUAUUUUGCCGUCUGGAUUGCGCAUUCGCUCAUAGCUGUUGUGUUGACCUACACAGCAUCCUCACAGGUUGGCUUGUGGUUUAACAGUGCUUUGCGGGAAAGUCCGUAAGUUCUUUGUGCAUGAGUUAUAGUAUACGGAACUGGGACGACUGAGGAAACCGAAAAGUAUUAUUUUUCUUCGAUGCAAAUGUCGAAAUUAGGAUAAUCGAGGGUGCUGAUUUCGAAAAUGACAUUCAUUUUUUUGAUGGUUACUUUUUUCUUUAAGUAGUACUGUAAAGCAGUAAUUUUUUGAUUUUUUUUCACGAAUACUCGAUUUGGGGGUUUUCGAUGGUGCUGCUUUCAAAUCAGAAAAAACGAAUAAGAUUUUCGAAAUCAGCACCAUCGAAACCCCCCAAAUCGAGUAUUUGUGAAAAAAAUUCAAAAAAUUACUACUUUAUAGUACUGCUUAAGGAAAAAAGUAAGGAUCAAAAAAAUGAACGUCAUUUUCGAAAUCAGCACCCUUGAUUGUCCUAACUUCGACACUUGCAUCGAAGAAAAAUAAUACUUUUCGGUUUUCCCAAUCGUCCAACUCCGACAGUACCUCAACUUUAUUCAGCAACGAAAUUUGUUAUCCUAUUGUAACAAACUCCCUUUUCAGAUACCACUCAGACUUCAUUGUGGACGAUUCUGACACGGAAUGGCUUUUGUUUCGCGCCUCUUUCCUCACCAUUCUCAAGACCUACAUCAUUCAUGCCAUUUGUUUCCGUUUGGCUCAGAAGAUCCCAAGUCGGACGCAGGAAUCGCUGUUUCUGGUGAUCGUCUGGACAGCAAUGAUGGUGCAGAUCCAUUCCUGGUCAUGUUUCUUCAUUUGCACCGCAUUGGCACUGGUUAUAACGGGAUUGGUUGCCUACUUUCGCCUCGAACUCAUCGCAUGGGUUGGAUGCAUUCUUUUUGUGCUGAAUUCGGGCCCUCAAUACCUACCGUAUUCCAUGCAGCCGGAUGUGUAUUACCGAGAGUAUCAGAUGUACGUCUACACGGCGGUAAAAGUAAGUUCCAAGCGAAGUUUUGUUACGCGUCAAUCCAAAAUAGAAGAAAAAAAUUUCCCGCCCCUUUUUGGUGAUUCGUUCAAAACGAAAUGUCACUAUCCGAUAAAAGGCGUUUUCUUAUCUUUCUUCUUCCUUUUCGAGAAAAAGCAACUAUUGCGGGCGAGAAAAAGUGUCGAUAAUUUCGCGACAUUUCAUCUAUCUUUUAAAUCGUGUGUUACCUUAUUUCAGAUACUCAACUUCAACAUUUACCUAUGUCGAAACAAGGAGGUCGCAAUCAACCCGUAUCUUGUCCUCCUCUACAUCGAAUACCUCCUGUAUCCACCAUUUUGCUCCACAUUGAUUGUGCUUUUCGAUGACUUCAAGAACCAACGACACAAUCAAAAGCCCUUCCAGCCGAAGGAGAUGGUAAUUUUGGCUCUCCGACUGGGUUUGUGGUUCGGAGUGGUUGAAUUGGCUCUUCAUUUCCUUCGAUUCAACGCAUUCUUCAAUGCUCCGUUCACUACAAUGACGGGAUUGCAUAAUUAUCAGGGUAAAUUUUGAGAUUUUUUUGUUUUUGUGCGAUCUGGACUUGAUGACAAAACAAUUUUACAUCGGAUGAGAAAAAAUUCAACGUAUUUUACCUUCCUCCUUAUUUUGUUAGAAACUAUGCAUCAGUUUGUCGGGAAAAUAGUGGCAGAUCGUGUCGCGGACGAAAUUUACAGUUGCGACUAGCCGUCGCAAAGCGAUGGUGGGCGGUUCCAAGCCAAAAAAAAAUAUUCGAAAAAGUCGGACUGAAAUCGGCGACAUGCACAGUGCGAAAACAAAACUUUUCUUUGCACUGUGCAAUUUUUUGCUUUUUGGACCGUGCAAUAGGCUUUUUCGGCUGUCGCUCGCACCCUGACUUUUUUCGCACUGUGCAAACGCCAAAAAAUCUUUUUUUGCACUGUGCGGGAAACCCCUUACCGUAAUCCCUACUGAUUGCUCGGUGAAAAAAAAUAAAGAACCUUCUCUUCCUUCAACCGAGAUCACAUGCAGGUAGCGGACUUUUUGGGCCACCCGCAUAAGUUUGUGUGUAGUUUGCGAAGGACGGACGGCGGAACGACCACAACGAAAGGAAUGAACAGGAGCCGUUCUAGUUUGAGAUCUGUCAAUUAAAAAUCCCGCCGUCUCCCUUCGGACUACAAGUCAAUCCGGUGCGUGGGGGCUGAUAAAACACGACUGCAGUGGUUGGAACAUAAAAGAGUUUUGUUUUUGAGCUUUUUGAGACUGUUUUUGAAUGUUUAACGGUAUAAGAGAGAUGAUUAGAGGAGCGUUUUGUCAUUUUUAAAUUAAAUUUUGUAAAGCCCUUAGAUGAUUUUACUAUUAUUUUUCAGUGGUCUCCAUCGCUUACCUGGCCGGCCAAUACUUCCACACAAAGUAUGUGGUCAUCUUCGGAAUUGCCCGUCUCUUCGCCCACAUCGAUGGAAUCACCCCUCCCGAAUCGGCCAUCUGCAUCUCCCGAGUGACCAAGUACUCGCGAAUGUGGCGCUACUUUGAUCGGGGGCUCUAUCAAUUCCUCAAACACCAACUCUACAUCCCGUUUCUGGGCACUGGAGACACGAUCACCUUGAUCGUCCGACGAUUUGUGGCUAUGGUCGUUGUGUUCGGAUUUGUGUUAUGUUGGCAUGGACUGAAUGCGAAUUAUGGCUAUUGGGUGCUACUGUCGGCCGUUGAAUUGGUCAUCGAAAGGGUCGGAUUGGCAUUUUACAACUCGAACUUGGGCAGGAGGUUAAGAUUUGCGGUUGGAGAAGCGCACUUUGCCCGAUUGUCUGCUGUUUGUUGCAUUACCAACGUAAUUCCUGGGAUCUUUGGGGCCUUCUUCUUCCUGGAUCAUAAAGAUAACGGUCUAAACAUCUUCAAGAACGUUUUAGUCAAAGGAUUCAACAAACUUAUCAGACUUGACGUCCAUCCAUACAAUGAAGGCUUUGUUCUUUUGCAUUUAUUAUUGUUAGGCUACUGUUUUGCCCACGUUUGUGCAUUUUUACAUGUGAAACUGGAUUCUAAACCAAAACAUUCGAAGAACGAAUAA